Molecule: messenger RNA, 2608 nt
Organism: Calliphora vicina (urban bluebottle blowfly)
Lineage: Eukaryota; Metazoa; Arthropoda; Insecta; Diptera; Calliphoridae
Product: probable maleylacetoacetate isomerase 2
Exons: 3
Coding region: 190-999 (269 amino acids)
Biological process (GO): glutathione metabolic process; L-phenylalanine catabolic process
Cellular component (GO): mitochondrion; cytoplasm
Molecular function (GO): maleylacetoacetate isomerase activity; glutathione transferase activity
Source: RefSeq, a predicted model, not a curated record
AAAUACGAAAAAAGUCAAAAACCGGUUAAUUACCAUAGAAAGAGAGAUACAACACAUUCUUAUCAGAAUAAACUCGUAGCUAUUUUUCGUGAGGAAAAAUUAAACAUUUAAAUUUUAUUUAAAAUACUAGACUAGAAAAUCCAGAUUAAUUUUGAAUUAAUUAAAAUUGUUUUUAUUAAUUUCUACAACAUGAGAUACAUGUGGACCAAAAUUCAGCCACACUUGAGAAGCGUAGUUGAGACUAACAAGUCGUUGCUUUUCAAAGAUCAUAGCUGUAAUCUAGUUAAACCAACUUAUUUAAAUAUGUCCACUAACACUGUACUUUCUACUCCUGCUGCUGCUGUGACUUCCGAUGAAAAGCCAAUACUGUAUUCGUAUUGGCGCAGUUCCUGCUCCUGGCGUGUGCGCAUUGCUUUGAAUCUCAAGGAAAUUCCAUACGAUAUUAAACCCAUCAGCUUGAUCAAGUCGGGAGGCGAACAGCAUUGCAAUGAAUAUCGUGAGGUUAAUCCGAUGGAACAAGUACCAGCUUUGCAAAUUGAUGGCCACACUUUAAUUGAAUCUUUGGCUAUUAUGCAUUAUUUGGAGGAAACACGCCCACAGCGCCCACUUUUGCCUCAAGAUGUUCACAAACGUGCCAAAGUUCGUGAGAUUUGUGAAAUCAUUUGCUCUGGCAUUCAACCUUUACAAAACUUAAUCGUUUUGAUUCAUGUGGGCGAGGAGAAGAAAAAGGAAUGGGCUCAACAUUGGAUUACCCGUGGCUUUAGGGCUGUCGAAAAGGUUCUAUCGACUUCGGCUGGCAAAUACUGUGUGGGCGAUGAAAUUUCAAUGGCUGAUUGUUGUUUGGUUCCUCAAGUUUUCAAUGCACGCAGAUUCCAUGUUGAUUUACGCCCUUAUCCCAUCAUUUUGCGUAUUGAUCGUGAAUUGGAAAGUAAUCCAGCUUUUCGGGCCGCUCAUCCCUCCAACCAACCCGACUGUCCACCAGAGUUGCCAAACAAAUAGAAUUUUCCGCAACCAACUGCAAAACGGAGAAAAACGAAAAAAUAAAAUGUUUGCAGUUUUGAAAUUUGGAUGAAACAAAACAACACAAGUACAUAAAACAUAACAAAAAGAAACAUUUUGUAAAAUCCCUUCUUAAAUAUUCUUUUCCUUAAAACUUUAUAAUUAAAAAAAGUAAUAAUAAAUAAAAAAUAAAAAAACAGCACAUGAUGUGAUGAUUGCAGUUGCAAACCGCAUAUUAGAACGUUUGAUAAACGUAAAUUGAUUAAAAAAUUUAUAAAAAUAAAUAUUAAUAAAAGAAAACAUUAAUGUUUCUCUCUAAACAUUCAAAUAAUAUUGGAAACAAAUAAAAUGAAAAAACAAAACAAUUUUCUUGGAAAAUUUAGAAUUACAAAUUGAAAUUUACAUUUACAUUUAGGUUUUAUUAAUUUUGGAAACUUCUUAAUUUAUAAUCUAAAAAACAAAACAAAAAUAAAUACUUACUAAUAAACUCUUUGUACGAAAAGCAAAAUUACAUUCAGGGAUUUUUUCUAAAUACAAAAAAAAUAAAAUAAAAAAAAUAUUUUUAAAAAAUAAAACACAAUUUUACAGUAAAACAGAAAAGUGUUAAUAAAACACUUUUUUUUAAACAAUUACUAAAAAAUUUAAAAGAAAAACAACAAAAUAUUCUAAACAAAUAUUUUCAAUAAAGUAGCUGAAAAGUAAAACAAAGUAAAUAUUAAAAUACAAUUACUAUCAAAGGUACAAACAAUUUCACUAUAAAAACAAACAAAACUUAUAAACAAAUAUUUAAAAAAUAUAUUAAAAAAAGCAAACAACUUACAAGGGCCACCACAACUACCCUAAAAACUCUAAUAAGAAAAUCUUUUAAAACAACUUUUUCAUAAAUUAAAAAACAAAAAAACUACAACAUAUUUAAAGUAGCAAGCAAAGAUUAUUAAAUAUAAUAACUAACUAAAAAUUCCAUAAAAAUUUAAUUAACAAAAAAAUCCACAUAAAUUAGAAAUCUUUUUAACAAAAUAGUUUCAAUCUACAUAUAAAUACUUAUAUAAAAAAACCAACAACUUGAACAUUAAAUAUUGAAUUCUAGAAAUCUUGAAAAGUUUAUUCAUGUUUUAAAUACAAAUAUUAAGAAAAAAGAAGUCUUGCACUCAUAAUUAACUUUUUUAAAAAUCAAAAACUUUUAGUAAACAGCACUUUAACAACCAUUUAUCAUUAGAAAAGAACAUUUGUUUGGAAAUCCAGUUUUUGAAAAUAAAAAGCAUUUAAAUCAUACCAUUGAAAAGAGAUUUUAAAUAACGUUGUAUUGAAAAGAAAAAGAAAAAACAAAUUUAAAUAUUUAUUGAUCAUUCAAAAAUUAAAAAAAAAUUAUAAUUCAUGUAAAAUCCCAAAAACAAAUAUAAUGUAAAUGUGUUUAAUUAAUUAACAUUAAAUCAAAUAAAUAACAAAAAUAAUGAAUGAAUAAAUGAAUGAAACAAACAAUAAUGAAAUGAUUCCAUUAAUUAAAUUGUAUCGAUUACAAAAAUACUUACAUACAAAAAAAACCCAAAACCUAAUCAUGUUAAAUAUUUUGCUUUUAAAUAAAGAAUUCUAUGUGGUAAUAAAAAAAGGA